UGGAUGGACCAUGCAUGAUCCGUCAUGGCGGAACUAACAUAUGCGCGUACGCACGUGUAGCGUAUGCCCCGGUCGCGUUGCUGUACGUUUCUGCAUUUCUAAUAAUGUGACAGGAGGCCUCGGCCGGCCAAUUUGUUCGACGAUCAUUUUGAGCGGAUUAAAAGAUGAGCACAAUCUUGGAAAAAAUCGCCUCGAUCGAGGCCGAGAUGGCCCGCACCCAGAAGAACAAGGCAACUUCUGGGCACUUGGGUUUGCUGAAGGCGAAACUAGCCAAGCUCAGGCGCGAGCUGAUCACCCCGAAGGGCGGCGGUGGGGGCGGCGAGCAAGGUUUCGAGGUCGCCAAGACCGGUGAUGCACGUAUCGGCUUCGUCGGUUUUCCUUCCGUGGGAAAAUCCACACUGUUGAGCACACUCGCCGGUGUGUACUCCGAAGUAGCCGAAUACGAAUUCACAACACUCACAACCGUCCCUGGUUGCAUAAAAUAUAAAGGUGCAAAAAUACAGCUGUUAGAUCUUCCAGGUAUUAUAGAAGGCGCAAAGGAUGGCAAGGGACGUGGACGACAAGUCAUCGCUGUCGCACGAACAUGCAGCUUAAUCUUCAUCGUCUUGGAUGUGCUGAAACCACUCGGACAUAAGCGGCUGAUCGAGCAUGAAUUGGAAGGUUUUGGUCUGCGAUUGAAUAAACAACCACCAAAUAUAACCUUCAAGAAGAAGGACAAGGGUGGUAUCAAUUUACAAACAAUGUGUCCGCAAUCUGAGUUGGAUUUUGAUACGGUGAAAAUGAUCUUGUCUGAAUAUAAAAUCAGCAAUGCGGACAUCACACUAAGGUACGACGCCACCUCGGACGACUUGAUCGACGUUAUAGAAGGGAAUCGCGUUUAUAUUCCUUGCAUUUACCUCUUGAAUAAAAUAGAUCAAAUAAGUAUAGAAGAACUAGAUGUUAUUUAUAAAAUUCCACAUUGCGUGCCGAUCUCAGCCCAUCACAAAUGGAACUUCGAUGAUCUGCUGGAGAAAAUGUGGGACUAUCUGCAGCUCGUUAGGAUUUACACAAAGCCGAAGGGACAACUCCCGGACUAUAACGCACCCGUAGUAUUAAAUACCGAAAAGCGAACUGUUGAAGAUUUCUGUAACAAACUUCACAGAUCAAUUGCAAAAGAAUUUAAAUACGCGUUGGUAUGGGGCUCAUCGGUGAAACACCAACCCCAGAAAGUAGGGAAGGACCAUCUUCUUUGUGACGAGGAUGUUGUGCAAAUUGUAAAGAAAGUAUGAUGUUGUUUUCCUUGCACGGUCGUUUCUUGGCAGCACAAAUAAACUUAAUAAACUGAUGAGAUUAAUGAUAUCAGAUUUGUAAAGAAAUUACAUUUUAAUUCAUUAUAAUGAAUACAUUAUAUAUGCACAGACAUAAUAUAUGUUUGAAUCGCUAUUAUUAAAUUCACUGAGAUAUGUCAGUAACGUCAACAAUUGCAAGACUGGAAGGAUUAAACAAAGCCAAAUGAUUUUGCAGAACGACUAAAUGAAUUUAAGUCUGGUUAAAGAAUAAUAUUAUAUCACGUUUUUAUAUGAUUAAUUACAAAUGUAAUUAAUUUAAAAUAAUUUAAGGAAAACACGUGAUUAGUGGCAAAACCACAAUAAAAUUAUCAUCUUUUAAA
Messenger RNA from Wasmannia auropunctata (little fire ant), 1648 nucleotides. It is a transcript of the gene 128up, whose product is annotated as GTP-binding protein 128up. Bases 165 to 1268 code for a protein of 367 amino acids. Gene Ontology annotation, molecular function: GTP binding; GTPase activity. The record is from RefSeq and is a predicted model, not a curated record. Gene Ontology annotation, cellular component: cytoplasm. Gene Ontology annotation, biological process: cytoplasmic translation. NCBI's taxonomy places the organism in Eukaryota, Metazoa, Arthropoda, Insecta, Hymenoptera, Formicidae. The transcript is spliced from 8 exons.